This is a messenger RNA of Kuraishia capsulata CBS 1993, 1611 nucleotides long. RefSeq lists its product as uncharacterized. The coding region runs from base 1 to 1611 and encodes 536 amino acids. NCBI's taxonomy places the organism in Eukaryota, Fungi, Ascomycota, Pichiomycetes, Pichiales, Pichiaceae. The record is from RefSeq and is a predicted model, not a curated record. Gene Ontology annotation, cellular component: nucleolus. Gene Ontology annotation, molecular function: GTP binding. The transcript has 2 exons.
AUGGCCACAGGGAAGACAGAAAAGGCCCGUAGGUCCAGACAGGGUGACCUGCGAGACGGUAACCUCAGAGUCAAGGGUGAGAACUUCUACAGAGAUGCAAAGAAGGUGAAGCAUCUGAGCAUGUAUAAAGAGGGACGUGCUGUGAGGAAUGCCAAAGGUGAAAUCAUUCAGGCUGCCAAUCUUCAGGACACGAAGAUCCCAGUUGCUCGUGUCGACCCCAACAGACGUUGGUUCGGUAACACCAGAGUGAUUGCCCAAGAUGCUUUGACCCAUUUCCGCGAAGCGCUUGGCGAUAAGAAGCGUGAUUCGUACCAGGUGUUACUCAAACGUAACAAACUACCCAUGUCCCUGUUAGACGAGAAAGACUCAACCGAUUCACCCAGACUGAAUAUUCUGGAGACAGAGAGCUACGAGAAGACUUUCGGCCCCAAAGCCCAGAGGAAGAAGCCCAAUGUCCAGGCCUCGUCACUCGAGGAGCUGGCGUCGUUGACCGAGAAGGACCAGACGGAUUAUCAGGAAAAGCUGGAGCUCGGCACCACGCUUGGUUUGAUGGGCGCGGACCCUUCAACAAACGAAUGGUCUGCCGAAGCCAAGGAGGCCAUUUUCAACAAGGGUCAGUCCAAGCGUAUUUGGAACGAGCUCUACAAGGUAAUUGAUUCUUCAGAUGUGGUGAUCCAUGUUCUGGACGCUAGGGACCCUCUGGGAACAAGAUGUCAGACCGUGGAGCAGUACAUCCAGAAGGAAUGCCCUCACAAGCAUCUUGUGUUUGUGCUCAACAAGUGUGAUUUGGUACCCACCUGGGUUGCGGCUGCUUGGGUGAAACAUUUGUCUAAAGACUAUCCGACAUUGGCAUUUCAUGCUUCGAUCACCAACUCGUUUGGUAAGGGUUCGUUGAUUCAGCUGUUACGCCAGUUCUCGUCAUUGCACUCAGACAGAAAGCAGGUAAGUGUUGGGUUUAUUGGAUAUCCUAACACUGGUAAAUCGAGUAUCAUCAACACUCUUAGGAGGAAGAAGGUGUGCACUGUGGCACCAAUUCCUGGUGAGACUAAGGUCUGGCAGUACAUCACGCUGAUGAAGCGUAUUUUCUUGAUCGACUGUCCAGGAAUUGUUCCUCCUUCAACGAAGGACACCGAGGCUGAUAUUCUGUUCAGAGGAGUUGUUAGAGUUGAGCAUGUGUCCAACCCAGAACAGUUUAUUCCUGAUCUGUUGGAGAAGUGUAAGAGACAGCAUCUCGAACGCACGUACGAGAUCUCUGGAUGGAAGGACUCUAACGAAUUUAUCGAGAUCUUGGCCCGUAAGCUCGGAAGAUUAUUGAAGGGUGGCGAGCCUGAUGAGACUGGAGUAGCCAAACAGGUGUUGAACGAUUUCAACAGAGGUAAAAUCCCAUGGUUUGUUCCACCUCCUCAGGAUGAAGAGGACAGAGAGGGAGGUGUUGAUAAGAAGGCUCACUAUAAGAGAAAGCGUGAGGAGAGGGAGAAGGCCAAGGAAGAAGCUGAGAGAGACUCAGAUGAGGACGAGUACAUGAAGGACUCCGAGGAUUCUGAAGAAACUGACGACAAGUCCAGGAAGAAGACGAAGACAAACGAGGAGUGGAGUGGACUCUCUGAAUAG